AUAGAAUCCCCGUUGCCAUGGCUCCCGGAUUGCGUCCAAACGCAGAGGCGCUGCUGUGAAGACUAAAGGGAAUCCUUCCUCGUUGUAUUUCACUGAUCAGUGAUCCAGAAAAGCACCAUGGGCCUGAUCACAGAAGAUCUUAUUAGACGGAAUGCUGAGCACAAUGACUGUGUAAUUUUUUCCCUGGAGGAACUUUCCCUGCAUCAGCAAGAAAUAGAAAGACUAGAACACAUUGACAAGUGGUGCCGAGAUUUAAAAAUUCUCUAUCUUCAAAAUAACCUCAUUGGAAAAAUUGAAAAUGUUAGCAAACUCAAGAAACUUGAAUAUUUGAAUUUAGCACUAAACAACAUUGAAAGAAUUGAAAAUUUGGAAGGAUGUGAGUGGCUGACAAAACUUGACUUAACUGUAAAUUUUAUUGGUGAGCUGAGCAGUGUUAAAACCCUGAAGCACAACAUCCACCUGAAGGAGCUCUUCCUCAUGGGCAACCCGUGUGCUGACUUUGAUGGCUACAGGCAGUUUGUGGUGGUGACCUUACAGCAGCUAAAGUGGUUGGAUGGGAAAGAAAUAGAGCGUUCCGAAAGGAUCCAGGCAUUACAGGACUAUCCAGCAGUUGAACAGCAAAUCAGAGAACAAGAGAAAGCUUACUGCCUUAGACGGGCCAAAGAGAAAGAGGAGGCUCAGAGGAAACUCGAGGAAGAAGAAGACAAGAAGAAAAGCUGCCCAGGUUUUGACGGGCAUUGGUACACAGACAUUCAUGCUGCUUGCCCAUCUUCCAUAGAGGACAAAGACCAUCUCCAGGUACCAGAAACACAAGAAAAGGAACACAUCACAAAGAAAUCAGAUGAAAGUGAAGAUGACCUGGCAUUCUGGAACAAACCCUCUUUGUUCACUCCUGAAUCUAGAUUGGAAACUCUUAGACACAUGGAAAAACAACGUAAAGCCCAAGAAAAAUUAAGUGGAAAUAAGAAGAAAGUGAAACCACCCCGGACUUUGGUCACUGAAGAUGGGAAGGUCCUGAAUGUCAAUGAAGCCAAACUUGAUUUCUCUUUGAAAGAUGAUGAGAAACACAACCAGAUCAUCCUGGACCUGGCUGUCUAUAGGUACAUGGAUACCUCAUUAAUUGAUGUUGAUGUGCAGCCCACGUAUGUUCGAGUAAUGGUCAAAGGAAAGCCGUUUCAGCUUGUCCUUUCUGCAGAGGUCCAGCCUGACAAGAGCUCCGCUAAAAGGUCUCAAACAACAGGACAUUUGCUGAUAUGCAUGCCCAAGGUUGGAGAAGUGAUCACAGGAGGUCAGCGAACACCCACGUCUGUGAAAAACAGCCUGGACAGCGGCAGAGAGCAAGUGAACCACAGAAAAAAGCAGACAGAAAGAUUAGAAGUCGAUCCCAGCAAGCAUUCCUGCCCUGAUGUGACUACAAUAGUACAAGAGAAAAAACAUAAACUCAAAAGAAUAGACUCUCAAGCCCAAGUUGUACCCACUAUGGAAGAUCCUGAAUUUGAUGAUAACCCAGAAGUGCCUCCACUAAUUUGAAACAUGAGGCUGUGUUGUUAUUGACUGUGAUCUGAUCAACCCAUGUUGCUUGGUGUCAACAAUGGAUGUGUGUCCUUCAUGGGGUCAACAUAGUUCAUUAUAGUUUUAUCUGAUGUUGUAACUCCUACUUUGCAUAGUAAUAUUCUUAAGUGAGUUUAAAAUUAAAUUGCAUACCUUAAAUAUGCUAUAACUUAUCACUCAUCUAUAAUUAAGGUUGGCUAUUGAAAAUAUGCAGUCAUGUAAUAGAACUAUGACAUUCAACAUUAAGAAUAAAUAAUUUAUUGCUUGCUUAUGCAAUAAAUUGUGUCAUAUGGAAAAGGGCUUGAGAAAAUGGGUCAAAGUCAGAUGUUAAAACUGUAAUCUCAGAUCCAUCUUUAAUGCUUUGACAUCGUUUUCAACAGUGUUUCCAUUUUCCUUCUCAUGUGUCUGCUUUCUCUAGUGGUAUGAUGUAAUGGCAAGAACAUGAAUUUGACAUUAGACGCUCUAUAUUUGGAUUCCUGCUGAGUCACUGCAGGAAGACUUUCAGUGGGUUCU
Messenger RNA from Myodes glareolus (Bank vole), 2064 nucleotides. RefSeq names its product dynein axonemal assembly factor 11 (gene Dnaaf11). Gene Ontology annotation, biological process: outer dynein arm assembly. Gene Ontology annotation, cellular component: cytoplasm. Lineage: Eukaryota; Metazoa; Chordata; Mammalia; Rodentia; Cricetidae. Gene Ontology annotation, molecular function: protein binding. The record is from RefSeq and is a predicted model, not a curated record.